AUGCGUCGUGUUCGGAAACGUACUACUACAAAGUCUUCCGCACCAGCACCUGCCUUCCGCCCAGCUUCCCACCGCGUUCUCUUCGUACCAGAGCUCCUCGAGUUCAUCUUCAGCUACCUCGACCGGGAAGAUAAUGUCAACAACGCCUGCGUGUGCAAACAAUGGUCAACCAUUGGGUUGGAUAUGCUUUGGAGAAACGUUGACAACAUCUUUCAGCUGUUCAACGCGCUGUGUCCGAUUGACGUUCCCGACGUCAUCUCCGGCGGUGGUCCCUCGCGGACGAGGAAGUUCUUCAUGGACUUCGUUACGCGCAUGCCCCGUCUCACGAAACUUGACCUGCGUGUCCCAUUCUCGAUCGAGAGCGUUGAAGACAUCAUCAUUGACACGCUCCUCGCAGGCCUGCCGGAGCUACGCACCGUCAUCUUCCCCGAGUUCUUCUUCACCUCCCGUAUCGUCACCCACCUCGCGACGAUGCAGCAUAUCGGUGUGAUCCAGUUUGAACACGGCGAUGAACAGGGGCGCGGAGACCCCGCCGAUGUCGCGCACUUUGAGCCCAUGCUUCUGCCGGGUGCAUUCCCGCAGCUAUACGACCUCUCGCUAACGGGACGACUCGAGCAUCUCACGGCGUUCAUGAACGCACCCACGGCGCCGAUCAACCUGACGCAACUCUAUCUCAACUCAUACUGGGCGCAGACGCCCGCGGAAGUGCACACACUCUUUUCCGUCCUCGCGGACUCGUGCAGCUUGCUCAACGUGCUCGUGCUCGAGCUGCUGCAUAUCCCGCCGGGCCACUUCUAUGUCCAAGGCCCGCUGGCUGAUCUGGCGCCCGCUCUGUCUCUACCCAACCUCACGCACUUUGAGAUUAUGCAUGGAGCCCCCGUCCACGUGACCUUUGAGCAACUCGAGAAGCUCGCACAGAGCUGGCCCUCGCUUGAGCUCCUCAAGUUAAACCCCGAACCGCUUCUUGCACUCGACGGCUACCCCGCGUUGGGCCUACGCGCACUGAUCCCAUUCGCUCGGCACUGCCCGCGACUGCACACCCUCGGACUAUUCCUCGACGACGCCCCAACGCCCUCACUCAACCCCUUCCCCUCCCUGCGCACUCUGUACGUCGGCCUCUCGCGCGCGCGCUCGCCGCAGACCGUCGCUCUGGUCCUCUCCGCGCUCUGCCCGCCCGGGUGCCUGCUGCAGUGGGGCACGUCCUGGACGGACCCCGCCGAGUGCGUCGCGCCCGAGAUGGUCGAGCGCAUACGCGAGCGCUGUGCGCCGUGGGAGGAGGUCGCGCGCUUGUUGCCUGUGCUGGCGCGGCUGAGGCGCGAGGAGAGGGCGAGGGCGCGGAGGCUGAAGUAUGAGAAUGAGGAGCUGAGGACGGUUAAUCGGGUGUUGAGAGAGGAGGCGAGGGCGAUUCCAGGUGGGAAGAGGCAGGAUUCGUGCGUUAUCUGUUGAGUGUGCGGUUCACAUUCGUUUCGUGCAUUUAUGUGUUUAGCUAUUGAUAUUUGGAUAUAUACGUACGGGAUAUAAGUCACUCAUUUGCUUUGCUUUGUUUUUGUGCUAUGUUUCUGCAAUAUGAAUGAAAAUACGAUAAUGCUGUAAAAUUCACCCACUCUCCUUUGUCGAGCCCCUUCGAGCAGGACCUUUAUCUUC
Molecule: messenger RNA, 1644 nt
Organism: Coniophora puteana RWD-64-598 SS2
Lineage: Eukaryota; Fungi; Basidiomycota; Agaricomycetes; Boletales; Coniophoraceae
Exons: 4
Coding region: 1-1446 (481 amino acids)
Molecular function (GO): protein binding
Source: RefSeq, a predicted model, not a curated record